CAGUGUAUUGCUGUAUAUUUUAGGGCAGGGGGAUAAAGUCUGUAUGCUAGUACAAUCAAGGUUAGAAUGGGUCCAAGACUGGAGUGGGUCCAGGGCUGUAGCCCCAGCUCAGAGUGACUGUCCUCAGGUAUUUCCUCCUAAGACAGCCAGGGUUGGAGUGGACCCAGAGGAGUGUUGGAGCUGCAAGUCAGAGCGGUGUAUUUCAGAACAGACAGGGGGAAACCAUCCAGGGCUUUAUUACACCUACAACACAGGAGGGUGGAUGAAGGGAGGUGUUGCCCUUCUUUGACCACUGUGUGUUCCAGGCAAGCUAUCCAGGGCUACAGUGGAUCUACAGCACCUGUUUCCUGUACAUCCAGGACUGGCGGAGAGGAGAACUGGAUCUGCCUACACUAUAAUUGAUUGGAUUUACAUAACGCUUUUCAGUGUGCAAAGCGCUUUACAUGCCACUGUAGGCUACACCAGGCAGCUCUCCUUCUUCCCCGAGACGCCAGCGGUCAGAGUGCUGUAUGUCAGUACAUCCAGAAGAAGAGUGGAUCCAGUGCUAUAUCUGAUCUAAAACCAAGGAAGAGCAUGGAAGUGUGGAUGAGACCGCUGUGUUCCUAGACCGCUGUGUUCCUAGACCGCUGUGUUCCUAGGCCGCUGUGUUCCUAGACCACUGUGUUCCUAGACAGCUGUGUUCCUAGGCCGCUGUGUUCCUAGACCGCUGUGUUCCUAGACCGCUGUGUUCCUAGACCACUGUGUUCCUAGACCGCUGUGUUCCUAGACCUCUGUGUUCCUAGACCUCUGUGUUCCUAGACCUCUGUGUUCCUAGGCCGCUGUGUUCCUAGACCGCUGUGUUCCUAGACCUCUGUGUUCAUAGACCUCUGUGUUCCUAGACCUCUGUGUUCCUAGACCUCUGUGUUCCUAGACCGCUGUGUUCCUAGACCUCUGUGUUCAUAGACCGCUGUGUUCCUAGACCUCUGUGUUCCUAGACCGCUGUGUUCCUAGACCGCUGUGUUCCACUGUAUUAGAAUCCUCUUGACUUUCUGAGAGGAAGACGGCCAUUAUGACGGAGUGGACGCUCCUCAAACGUCUCCUGGACGCCGUCCACCAGCACUCCACCAUGAUUGGACGCCUCUGGCUCACCGUCAUGGUGAUCUUUCGCCUCCUCAUCAUUGCCGUGGCGACUGAGGACGUGUACGCCGAUGAGCAGGAGAUGUUUGUGUGCAAUACCCUGCAGCCGGGCUGCGCCACAGUCUGCUAUGAUGCCUUCGCGCCCAUCUCACAGCCGCGCUUCUGGGUCUUCCACAUCAUCAGCGUCUCGACUCCGUCUCUCUGUUUUAUCAUAUAUACGUGGCAUAAUCUGUCGAAGCUGCCGCAGGGACACAGCGGACAGGGCCAGGGGGUUAACCCAAGGGACUUGUCUCGAGACGGGGGGAAGGAUGGAGGUCGAGAGGCAUUCAACCGGAGCUGUGACUCGGAUAGCUGCUCCAUCCGUUCACACCGGCACUUAGGUCACAGCUUGGCCAAUGUCUUGGAGGGAAUCACUGCCCAGAGGGGUCCUGGAGGUGGAGGAGGAACCGGAGGUGUCCUCUCCAAGUACUACGUGUUCCAUGUGUGUUUCCGGGCGCUGCUGGAGGUGGGCUUUGUCAUGGCCCAGUGGUUCCUCUUCGGCUUCCGAGUGCCAUUCCACUUUUUGUGCAAGGCCCCACCCUGCACGCAGCCCGUGGACUGCUACGUGUCACGGCCCACAGAGAAAACCAUCUUCCUCCUCUUCAUGUUCUGCGUGGGUCUCUUCUGCAUCCUCCUCAACCUUCUGGAGCUUAAUCAUCUAGGAUGGAAGAAGAUCAGACACUCAGUGAGGCUCAGGGAGGGAGGAUCAUGGGGGAAUUAUGGGACUUUCUCUCCCGACAGCCCCUCACUGAUGUCGUCUCUGGGCCUUAGGGAUGUCACCAGUACGACGUUGCUACCGAACUUGGAUCUGGUAGUCGACCACCGGCCUGACUGGACCUGUGCUGGGAACUGUUCCCCAUUUAAUAAGAAGCCUGAUGCUGGUAUAGAGACAGAGCUGCAGCUUCCCAACAACCAGGAGCUCCAGACAGGAGAGACACAGCUUCUGAAGAGCAAAGGGAAGGGCUGGAAAUCCAAGCUGCGCAGUACGGAGGUCUGGAUAUGAAGGAAAGAAUUGAAACGCUGUAUAGUUCUCUGUCAUUAUUCCAUGACAACUACUAGGGAAUGACUUGUUACAGGAUGCUGUGUUUGCAAGUCCAUACAGAUGUACUGUGGUACUCAUCACUGGUAAUGUUGUUUCCCAAGAAAAUAGAGAAAAUACACCAGAGUACCUGAGUGUCUGAGGUGUGGAUAUGAGCCAACAUUUGACCAAGCUUCCCUCAGCACUGUGCUGUUUACAACUGUGGUUCUCAAGCAUUUAUGACUCACAAAAACCUUUAGGAAUAGAGGCACAUUUUGACUGACUCAACCUUUUUGACUAAAGCUAGAAUAGAACAAGUCGUUCCAGCCACAACCCAAAAGAUUUCAGCCCUCUCCUGCCAUCUGGGAAUCACUGGUCUAUAGACAUGAUAUACUUGGUGAGUCUUAAAACCUGAAAUCCACUAAAAGGAUGAAAAUGUACAUUUUCCACCAAUGUUGUACUGUACCAAGGUCAUUUCUGUGCGUGUCAAUUGUCCUAUAUGUGGAAAAUGCUACUUCGUAGCAGGGCUCUGAGCCCUCAAUUAUGAGGGUUAUUUAUAUCAUUUGUAUAAUUGAAUCUAUGGAAGGGCUGAAGUCAAUUCCAUUUCCACUCAAGUCUAUUCAGGAAAGGAAUUAAUUGUCCAUCACUUUCAAUACUCAUUUUUAAAUGUUUUUCAUUCACUGUGUUGGUCGUUGGAAUGGAACUGAGCCCAACCUGCUAAGGUGAGUGUAUAGAGACUCAUACAUACUGGAACUGUGCUGUGUAUGGUAGGAACAA
Molecule: messenger RNA, 2950 nt
Organism: Oncorhynchus gorbuscha (pink salmon)
Lineage: Eukaryota; Metazoa; Chordata; Actinopteri; Salmoniformes; Salmonidae
Product: gap junction delta-2 protein-like
Exons: 3
Coding region: 1049-2158 (369 amino acids)
Biological process (GO): cell communication
Cellular component (GO): connexin complex
Source: RefSeq, a predicted model, not a curated record